AAGGAAAAAGUAAAAAAGGCAUUUUUGGGGAAGCUUUUGAAAUAUGUGUGUGAAUAUCAGGUUGAAGGUGACAUACACACACAUAAUCUUUCUCUAAGUUGAGGAUUGCAGUAAAGUGUAUUGUGGUGUUGAGGAAAGCAAAGCUUUGGUGGUUCUAACUUUAUUCUACUACUUCCUUUUGAGGUGACUUUUCAUGACUUAACAAUUUUGUUUCCUACAGUGUCUUGACUGGUUUCAUUUCUCUAGGAAAUAAGAAUCCCGGGAGCUCCUUUUUUAUUUUCAAGGAUCUUCAUGGCUUGUUUUGGAGCUUUUAUUGAUGAAACUUAUCCCACAUUUGAAGGCUUCUGUGUUGGAUUUCAGAGCUCCUAUACAUGAUCCUGUUUUGUUUUAAUUUACCCAAACUUUCCUAUUCACUUUAGAACCUCUUGUGCAGUCUUGAAGAGGGAAUAAGAAAUGUCUGAAAAUAACUUGUGCAAGGCAGAAUUCAGCACUUACCAGUAGAAAUUUUGUGUUUCACACUUCGAAAUGGCAUUACUACCUCCUCCUCCACCUGGCACUCGGAGACCUGAAUUAGAAUGCUAAUGGUUAACAAGAAAAGCAACAGUUUUUUUUUUUUUUUUGCGGCACUUUUCCUGUGGCCAAAGGACUACUUCAAUUUAAUAUACUGUAUUGUUAAAAUGUAAGAGCUUAAUUAGUUUUGGACAUUGCCCAUGUUUGUUAAAUUUUACCAAUAAAUCUUAAUUGUAUCUUUUUUUUUAGUGAACUCAUAUCUUUUCUCUCAACCUAUAGAAAUACAACAGACCUUCAUAUUUGGCAAGGAGUCUACUGAUGAGUUUUUUCAUCAGUAUGCUUAUAAAACAACCUCUUUCAAUAAAACUGUUUUAUAACCUCAGAUAAUACAUAGAAGGGUGUGUGUUGGUCCUCUGGGGCCUUUGUGCCCUGCCUGCAAAUGCAAGUUCUGGGUUGACUGAUCACAUGUUUGGGGGUGGGACCCUGCCUGCUGUUUGUUCUUGGUGAUAUAACUAGGUCUCUUCCCCGAGAGAGGGGUGGAGAUCUUUCCCUGUUGCGGACUUUGGGGUUGAGAACCUUUAGAUCCCAAGCAUUUUAAAAUUGACUCAGUAGAUUCCAAUGGCUCAGUUUAAAUAAUAAUUUUCUUUAAUAGUGUGGCUCGUUUAAAACAGUUGGAAGAGUUUUGCUUAUUAAAAUGAUUUGAUUUAAUUUAAGCCCAGUCUUGGAAUUCUGAAUUAGGGAUUCCAACAAUAACAUUGUUUUAAUUAUUCUGUAAACAACUACAAAUAUGUUGUCUUCUCGUGUUCCUUUAGACUGCAGUGCAAAGGACUGUUUUUGGGGGGACCGGCCCUUCUUUGGAAGCAGCAGCCAUCCUGCAAACCUUAUUGUUUGAUGACCUUUUCCAUCAGGAAUGCCCCAGGAAACAGUUUCAUAAUUGUUUUUCUUAAGUCUCAAGUGAAGUUUGUGAUAUGUCCUUUCAAGUUACUUUUGGUUAGUUCCUUAAGUUUACUUUGUUUUUAAUUGGAAGCUCCACCUUUUUAACUUUGUCAUGAAUUGUCAGUGCUGAGUUCCUGGUAGUUGGUAAAAAGAAUUGCCUUCUCUCUGAUAUCCUGUUCUGCAGGAAGUCCUUGUGGUUUAGAUUCACAGUUUCUCAUUGUUGCUGGCUACACUUGUCUCCUCCCUCCUAUCCUUCCCUCCCCACAGCUCUAGCUUCUUUCUAGCUCCCCAUUCUUGUAUCACUUGCCCCACAGAUACCCUCGUGAUUAGAGGUCUUUUGCUGGAGGUUGACUGUGCUGUCUGCUCUCUGACACAGCUGGCUAUUCUAGUCCCAGAAGAGAGAGGAGAGACUUGCUGAAGAUCUGGAUGAGACAAUAGAAGUUUGGGGCACAUUAAAAAGAAGGAGCAAGAACAUCAACAAAAACCUCAGAUGAUUCAAACAGGCUUCUUCUUGGCUUUGUGGAACCUUUUGCAGUUGCUCAGAAUUUGAGUUUUUGCUUCAGAGGAUGAUGGGACAAGGCAAUAAAGGGCGAGGAGGGUUAUGUUGGAUUCUUGCUUAUCUGUCUACCUCUCCUUCCAGUUGGAAAAAUCUUCAGUCCAUAAGAAGCAUUAUCAACAAGCUUGAAGAACACAUCUUACCCUGAUCCUGGAUGCUGCUGGAGUUGAGAAUUACACCCACUUCACCAGGACGUUAUUGAGGCUGUUCAAGAAAAAUAGAAGGAAGCAAUACUUAAGGAUUUCUCUGUUUGCAUUAGUCCUGUGCCAUGUUACAUUUUGGAGAUUGUUUGGAACAAGUGAGGAAGGACUCUGUCAUCUAGAUCUAGGAGGAUACCUGAGUCCCUUGAACUAUGCAGAUGAUAUUUGGAAGGUGGUAAACUCAAAAUCUUCCAACAUAAAUUCACUAAAUUCUGGAUUCCCUUUCCUUUUAGAACUUUAGCAGACAUAAAUUCCUGCCAAAAAGGCACAAAACCUUCUCCGUUUUUUUUUCAGGCUAAAUGUGAACAAUAAUGUCUUGGAAGAGAAAUUAUUUUUCAGGGGGUCGUGGUAGUGUACAAGGGAUGUUUGCACCUCGAAGCUCAACCUCCAUAGCCCCUAGCAAAGGCCUCAGCAAUGAGCCGGGGCAAAACAGCUGCUUCCUCAACAGUGCCCUGCAGGUUUUGUGGCACUUGGAUAUCUUCCGACGUAGCUUUAGGCAGCUUACAACUCACAAGUGCAUGGGAGAUUCCUGCAUCUUUUGUGCUCUCAAGGGAAUCUUUAACCAGUUUCAGUGUAGUAGUGAAAAAGUGCUUCCAUCUGACACUCUCCGCAGUGCUCUGGCAAAGACUUUCCAGGAUGAACAACGUUUCCAGCUGGGAAUUAUGGAUGAUGCUGCAGAGUGCUUUGAAAACCUCCUGAUGAGAAUUCACUUCCACAUUGCUGAUGAAACCAAAGAGGAUAUAUGUACUGCCCAACACUGCAUUUCCCAUCAGAAAUUUGCAAUGACAUUGUUUGAGCAGUGUGUUUGUACUAGCUGUGGUGCCACUUCUGAUCCGCUGCCUUUCAUCCAGAUGGUACAUUAUAUCUCCACCACUUCCCUUUGCAAUCAGGCUAUUUGUAUGCUGGAAAGACGAGAGAAACCUUCACCAAGCAUGUUUGGUGAGCUGCUGCAGAAUGCCAGCACCAUGGGGGAUCUGCGGAACUGUCCAAGCAACUGUGGAGAGAGGAUCAGGAUUCGCCGUGUGUUGAUGAAUGCUCCACAGAUUAUCACGAUUGGGCUGGUAUGGGACUCAGACCACUCAGACUUAGCAGAAGAUGUUAUCCACAGCCUGGGAACCUGCCUUAAGCUGGGUGAUCUGUUUUUCAGAGUGACAGAUGACCGGGCCAAGCAAUCUGAACUGUACUUAGUAGGAAUGAUCUGUUACUAUGGCAAACAUUAUUCUACAUUCUUUUUUCAAACAAAGAUUCGCAAAUGGAUGUAUUUUGAUGAUGCUCAUGUUAAGGAGAUUGGGCCCAAAUGGAAGGAUGUGGUGACCAAAUGCAUCAAGGGGCAUUAUCAGCCCCUGCUGCUGCUUUAUGCAGAUCCCCAGGGUACCCCAGUAUCCACCCAGGACCUGCCUCCCCAAGCUGAGUUCCAUUCAUACAGCAGGACAUGCUACGACAGUGAAGAUUCAGGGAGGGAGCCCUCCAUCUCAAGUGACACUCGAACAGAUUCCUCAACGGAGAGCUAUCCCUACAAACAUUCCCACCAUGAGUCUGUGGUCAGUCACUUCUCUUCUGAUUCUCAGGGGACAGUCAUCUAUAAUGUGGAGAAUGAUUCCAUGUCUCAGAGCAGUCGGGACACAGGACACCUGACUGAUAGUGAAUGUAAUCAGAAACACACGUCCAAGAAAGGGUCACUGAUAGAGCGCAAGAGGAGCUCUGGUCGGGUUAGGAGGAAAGGCGAUGAGCCCCAGGCCUCAGGAUACCACAGUGAAGGAGAAACACUGAAAGAGAAGCAGGCUCCUAGAAAUGCCUCCAAACCAUCCAGCAGCACCAACAGGCUGAGGGAUUUUAAAGAGACAGUCAGCAAUAUGAUCCAUAACAGACCAUCCCUGGCUUCUCAGACCAAUGUAGGCUCCCACUGUGGGGGCAGGGGAGGAGGCCAGCCUGACAAAAAACCUCCUAAGACCCUACCUUUACACUCUCGUGACUGGGAAAUAGAGAGUACCAGCAGUGAGUCAAAAUCCAGUUCUUCCAGCAAGUAUCGUCCAACAUGGAGACCAAAACGAGAAUCUCUGAAUAUUGACAGUAUCUUUAGUAAGGAGAAAAGGAAGCACUGUGGCUAUACCCAGCUUAGCCCCUUUUCUGAGGAUUCAGCUAAAGAAUUUAUACCAGAUGAACCAAGCAAGCCACCUUCUUAUGACAUUAAAUUUGGUGGACCAAGCCCCCAGUACAAGCGCUGGGGCCCAGCACGGCCAGGCUCUCACCUUUUAGAGCAGCACCCCCGACUAAUCCAGCGAAUGGAAUCUGGCUAUGAAAGCAGUGAGAGGAACAGCAGCAGCCCCGUCAGCCUGGAUGCAGCCCUGCCUGAAAGCUCAAAUGUCUACAGGGAUCCAAGUGCUAAGAGAUCAGCUGGGUUGGUUCCUUCCUGGCGUCAUAUCCCAAAGUCGCACAGUAGUAGCAUCCUGGAGGUGGACUCCACAGCAUCCAUGGGUGGCUGGACAAAGAGUCAGCCUUUCUCAGGUGAGGAGAUAUCUUCUAAAAGUGAACUGGAUGAAUUGCAGGAAGAAGUGGCCAGGAGGGCGCAGGAACAGGAACUUCGAAGAAAACGGGAGAAAGAAUUAGAGGCAGCGAAAGGGUUUAACCCUCAUCCUAGCCGCUUCAUGGACUUGGAUGAACUGCAGAAUCAGGGGAGGAGUGACGGCUUUGAGAGGUCCCUGCAAGAGGCAGAGUCAGUAUUUGAAGAGUCACUGCAUCUGGAACAGAAAGGAGACUGUGCUGCAGCUUUGGCUCUCUGUAAUGAAGCUAUCUCUAAACUAAGACUUGCCCUGCAUGGUGCCAGCUGUAGCACGCACAGCAGAGCCCUAGUCGAUAAGAAGUUGCAAAUCAGUAUUCGAAAAGCACGGAGCCUGCAGGAUCGCAUGCAGCAGCAGCAAUCACCACAGCAGCCGUCGCAGCCCUCAGCCUGCCUCCCGUCACAGGCGGGGACUCUCCCUCAGCCAACAAGUGAACAGCCUAUCCCGCUCCAAGUAUUGUUAAGCCAAGAGGCCCAACUGGAACCCGGCACGGAUACAGAGUUUGGGGCCAGUUCUUUCUUCCAUUCACCUGCUUCCUGCCAUGAGUCACACUCAUCACUAUCUCCAGUGUCAUCUGCCCCACAGCACAGCUCCCCCAGUAGAUCUGCCUUGAAGCUUCUGACUUCGGUUGAAGUAGACAACAUUGAACCCUCUGCAUUCCACAGGCAAGGUUUACCUAAAACACCAGGAUGGACUGAGAAGAAUUCUCAUCUUAGUUGGGAGCCAUUGGAUGCCCCAGAGGGUAAGCUGCAAGGCUCUAGGUGUGACAACAGCAGUUGCAGCAAGCUACCUCCACAAGAAGGAAGAGGCAUUGCUCAAGAACAGCUAUUCCAAGAAAAGAGGGACCCUGCUAAUAACCCCUCCCUGGUGAUGCCUGGAAUAGCCACCUCUGAGAGGGGAGAUGAACAUAGCCUAGGCUGUAGUCCUUCAAAUUCAUCAGCUCAGCCCAGCCUUCCCCUGUAUAGAACCUGCCACCCCAUACUGCCUGUUGCUUCUUCAUCUGUGCUUCGCUGUCCUGAUCCUGUGCAGAAAACUAACCAAUGCCUCCAAGGCCAAAGCCUCAAAACUUCAUUGACUUUAAAAGUGGACAGAGGCAGUGAGGAGCCCUACAGGCCAGAGUUUCCCAGCACGAAGGGGCUUGUCCGUUCUCUGGCUGAGCAGUUCCAGAGGAUGCAGGGUGUCUCCAUGAGAGAUAGUACAGGUUUCAAGGAUAGAAGUUUGUCGGGUAGUCUAAGGAAGAACUCUUCCCCUUCUGAUUCUAAGCCUCCUUUCUCACAGGGUCAAGAGAAAGGCCACUGGCCAUGGGCAAAGCAACAAUCCUCUCUGGAGAGUGGGGACAGACCACUUUCCUGGGAAGAGUCCACUGAACAUUCUUCUCUUGCCUUAAACUCUGGGCUGCCUAAUGGUGAAACUUCUAGGGGAGGACAGCCCAGGUUGGCAGAGCCAGACAUACACGAAGAGAAGCCGUUCCAAGUGAGAGAUGCUAGGUCUAAGGAUCUGGGCAGCAGUGCUGACUUGGGGACUUCCUUGCCUUUGGAUUCCUGGGUGAAUGUCACAAGGUUCUGUGAUUCUCAGCCUAAACAUGCGGCCUCUAGGCCAGGAAUGAAGUCCUCCCCUCAUGAUUCCCAUAUGUGUGUAACCUAUCCAGAGAGAAAUCACAUCCUUUUGCAUCCACAUUGGAAUCAAGACACAGAGCAGGAGACCUCAGAAUUGGAGUCUCUGUAUCAGGCCAGUCUUCACGCUUCACAACUUGGCUGUUCUGGAUGGGGGCAGCAGGAUACAGCCUGGCACCCAUUUAGCCAAACAGGCUCUGCAGAUGGCAUGGGGAGGAGGUUGCACUCAGCCCCUGAUCCUGGUCUCUCAAAGACUCCAACAGCAGAAAUGGAGCAGAGUCUCCAUGAAGCCAGAACAGUGUGUACUUCUCAGGCUACACCUUGCCGAGGCCUCAGCAGGGAGUGUGGGGAGGAUGAGCAGUACAGUGCAGAGAACUUACGUCGCAUCUCACGCAGUCUCAGUGGCACCGUUGUCUCAGAGAGGGAGGAAGCUCCAGUUUCUUCCCACAGUUUUGAUUCAUCAAACGUGAGGAAGCCUUUGGAAACCGGGCACCGUUGUUCCAGCUCCUCUUCCCUCCCUGUCAUCCAUGACCCUUCUGUGUUUCUCCUCGGUCCCCAACUCUACCCUCCCCAACCACAGUUCCUGUCCCCAGAUGUCCUGAUGCCCAGCAUGGCAGGGGAGCCCCAUAGACUCCCAGGAACUUCGAGGAGUGUCCAGCAGUUUCUGGCUAUGUGUGACAGGGGUGAAACUUCCCAAGGGGCCAAGUACACAGGAAGGACUUUGAAUUACCAGAGCCUCCCCCAUCGUUCCAGAACAGACACCUCCUGGGCACCCUGGUCAGAGACCAACCAGCAUAUUGGGACCAGAUUCCUGACUACUCCAGGGUGCAAUCCUCAGCUAACCUACACUGCCACACUACCAGAAAGAAGCAAGGGCCUUCAGGUUCCUCACGCUCAGUCCUGGGGUGAUCUUUCCCAUUCACCCUCCCACCCUGCCAUUGUUCAUCCUCUGUACCCACCAUCUGGCAGUCUUCAUGUACCCCGGAGGUCAGAUUGGAAUUCAGAUCCUGUUCCAGGGUCCCGAACCCCUGGUCCUCGAAGAGUAGAUAUGCCCCCAGAUGACGACUGGAGGCAAAGCAGUUAUGCCUCCCGCUCUGGACACAGGAGGACAGUGGGAGAAGGGUUUCUGUUUGUUCUAUCAGAUGCCUCCAGAAGAGAGCAGAUCAGGGCUAAAGUCCUGCAGCACAGUCGAUGGUAAAGGUUACUCCUUUCCUUUCCUGGAGCUACACCUUUCUAUUUAAAACUAUACUGUGGGCCAGGCGCGGUGGCUCACGCCUGUAAUCCCAGCACUUUGGGAGGCUGAGGCGGGUGGAUCACAAGGUCAGGAAACUGAGACCAUCCUGGCCAACAUGGUGAAACCCCGUCUCUACCAAAAUACAAAAAAUUAGCCAGGCGUGAUGGUGCAUGCCUGUAGUCCCAACUACUCGGGAGGCUGAGGCAGGAGAAUUGCUUGAACCCGGGAGGCAGAGGUUGCAGUGAGUUGAGAUCGCACCACUGCACUCCAGCUUGGCAACAGAGUGAGACUCCGUCUCAGAAAACAAAACAAAACAAAACAAACUGUACUGUGGCAGCGUUGGUACCCUGCAUCACUGCCAUGGUUGUGCUAUUCUUAUCUUAACAUAGAAUUGGUGGGUUCUCCUAAGGGUGUCAGGAACCUCUAAAAAGACCUGAUUCUUUGGGAGGGGACAUUUGAAAUUCCAACUUCCAUUCCCCCUAGCAAAAGGAAGCAGCUGCUGUUUAAGGGUUUUAUCUGAGCCACUUUAAAGAUGAAUCCAUGGUAUUACUCUGGAUACCCAUUCCUUAGGAUCUUAAGGUCACAUUUUAUUCCUGGAUGCUUUAUGUCCCCACCUCCACCUGAGCCCUCGUCCUCUGUUCCCUACUAUAUUCCCAACUUCUACUCUUUGUUUUACCCACCUAUCCCUAUUACCUGACCCUUUGUCUUCCCUAUCUCCCAUCCUUGGGGGGACAUGUAGCCCUGUGGUCAUGGUUCUGAUUACAUCAUCAGGGCAGCCCCCUGCCCAGGUAUUAUGGCCUGUCAGCAUUCCUUGUGCCCUCCAAACCUUAGGCCUAGAAUGCGGAGCUGCCAACAUAAUAUCCACCCUUUUGAACAGAUGGAGUCAGGCACACUAACACAGCCUUCUAUCCUCAGCACAGCCAUUAUUACCACUUGCUCAGUUGUUGUUGUGAACCCUCAGAAUCAGCUGAACUAUUUUAGGCCAAACAUACUGUUUUUGUAAAGUAUUUUUCAUUAAUAAAUCUAUAAGAUAGUUCUAUUUAA
Molecule: messenger RNA, 8651 nt
Organism: Chlorocebus sabaeus (green monkey)
Lineage: Eukaryota; Metazoa; Chordata; Mammalia; Primates; Cercopithecidae
Source: RefSeq, a predicted model, not a curated record